AUGCCCUUAGCGUUCGCUUUCAUUCGAGUGGUGACCAUUGAACGGUUCGGACACGGUGAGACCCUCACCAAGCGAAUAGUUUUAGCAGAUGUUUGUGUGUGUGUGUGUGUGUGUGUGUGUGCGUGGGUUGUGAUUAAAGCUGUAUAGCUAACAAAUACCAAGGAUUAUCCUUAUCGACUGUGCAUCGGACCGUCGGAGAUGAAGUGUGCGGACUAGCUUUAGUAGGUUAACUGGGGUACGCUUUUAAGGCAAACGCAUGGCAAACUGUCCUUUCAGUCGUUGAACUAUCCUCCCAUUGUGCAGGACCAAACGAUGGUCGAGUUGCGAGUGAAUUAUUAAGCAGUGAAAAGCCGAAGCCUAGCUCAAAAGCGUGCUCCGUAAAGUGAUGCGAUCAGGUCGGAACUACCAGGUACUGCUCCCUAAUCGGUCAAUGAGUUACCGGGCAUGUUUCCGGUCCGUAUGCUUAACCGUGAUGGUGCCUCCGAAACAGGCACAUUAAUGUUUUAGGAUGUGUGCGCCCGUUUGCGAGUGACAUGUAAUCAACUCCCACGGAAAGCAAACAAAUCUACAAAUUAAUGACAAACACAACGCUAACAAUCACAUUAAACGGCCGCUAGAGUGCUGCUGCGGAGGUCAACCUGUGAGGCGACUAAUGUGGUGCGAAGAUAAGCCGGACAGUGGCCGUACCUAGUUCGACAUCAUCAUCAUGGUGUACAAACCACCGGGCACCUCCACCUCGUCACGUGGCAUCUCACCGCAGCGGCCCCAGUACCCGGCCAACCAACGCGGUGACAUGCAGCAGCGUGGCCGGCGGCGUGGUGCAUUGCCGGGAGAAACCGGGUUUCACGCCACCACCUACGGCAACAGUGUGCGCAGCAAGCUAAACAAUCAUGUCCCACCGGGUGACAGAGGCACGGGCGGAACGUCCAGUAGUGUUGGUGGUGGUGGUAGCAUGAAACGAUCAAACAGUCUCAACCACAAGUACAAUAGCAACGCGACCACGGCGCAGACCCGGCGCUCGAACAGCAUCGAGCGGAUGAACAAUGGCAAGGUGUACCGUGGACGUAGCCCGUUGCGAAAUUCCACCUCGAACCUAAGCACGGCGAGCAACAACGGGGCCAUCGGCAAUCCGAACGGUACCGGCCGGAACCACCCGGUGCUGAUUCGUUCCAGAGGAAAUGACAUUGGUAGCAUCGAGAAUUUAGAUAACAUCACGCAAGCGUCCACUGGAAGCAGCAACUCGAUGCCGGGAACACCGGAAGAUAACAUCAACGUCGUGGUACGUGUGCGUCCGCUAAGCAACAAAGAGGCAAGGCAUGGCGAUGAGAUGGUGGUACAAUUUCCUGGAAAUGGCCAAAUAUUGUGCGACGGAAUCCCGCUUAGCUCGGGGGCUGGUGGACAGAAGCCGAAGCUGUUUUCUUACAACGUAGUGUUCGAACCGGGCGCAUCGCAGGAUGAUGUUCUGCAGUACUCUGGCAUAAAGCGGCUGAUUGAGAUGGCGAUCGAAGGGUUUAGCUGUACGGCAUUUUGCUACGGUCAGACCGGUUCGGGCAAAACGCACACGCUGACGGGACCGCCGGAGUUGUUUUAUCGCAAACCAGACCCAGCACACGCGGACCAUGGGCUAGUUUUUCGCUCCUUUCUCUAUUUGUUCAAGCUGCUGCAGGAGCGAAAAGACACAAACUUUAUCCUGAAGGCAUCGUUCCUGGAGAUCUACAACGAAAAGGUGAUAGACUUACUGAAUCCUGGCACAGCAAGAAAGCCGCUCGCCGUACGGUGGUCGAAGAAAUCGCGUGGCUUUUUUGUGGAGAAUCUGUUCACCGUCGAUUGCGAGGAGCUGGAUGAUCUACUGGCGGUCCUGGAGGAAGGAAUGCGAAAUCGACACGUGGGCGCUCACCUGAUGAACGAUUAUUCCUCCCGCAGUCACACGAUCCUGACGGUGCACAUCACCUCGGAACAGCAGGCCGAGGGUGGUGUGUUCAUUUCCAAGCAGGGUAAAAUUAACUUUGUCGAUUUGGCCGGCAGCGAGAUGACGAAGAAAACUCACAGCGAGGGCAAAACGCUGGAGGAGGCCAACAACAUCAACAAGAGCCUGAUGGUUUUGGGGUAUUGUAUUGCUUCGCUGAGUGACUCGAAAAAGCGGAGUGGGCACAUUCCGUACCGGGACAGCAAGCUAACGAAGCUACUAGCGGACAGUCUGGCAGGGAACGGAGUCACGUUGAUGAUCGCAUGCAUAUCACCCGCCCACUCGAACGUGACCGAAACGGUGAAUACUUUGCGCUAUGCAGCCCGGGCAAAACGCAUCCGCACGAAACCGAUCAUCGUGAUGGACCCACGGGAAGCGUUGAUCUUGAGCUUGAAGCGGGAGAUCGGUGCUCUACAGGUGGAAAACGAACAUCUGCGUACGGCACUCAAUCUGCAGUCGGAGGCGCAGGACAUCAACAGCCAGGUGGACCUGUUGGAGCGUCGACCGGUACCGCGCACACCGCCGAAGGUGGAUCUCGAAAAGCUGACCGAUAUGGAGGGUAACGAGCUGAAGGAGCUGGUCAAGGUGUAUAUCAUGGAAAACCAAGCGCUCCGGCAGGAGAACGCCGAGCUAUACUCAACGCGGGAAAUGAUCAUCCGCGAUCAGGAGCUGGUGUGCCGGGAGAAUGAGCGAUUGCUCAAAAAGUUGGAGGAUGUAAAUUCAGUUUGCUGCCGUUCCCCGAUCAUACCGGCUCGACCGACGUUUUCUGCCGAAAUGCUUAACCUGUCCGCUGCGAGCGGCGACGUGGAAGUGUCCAACAUAUGGCGCAAUCCGCUCAGCUCUAGCGCGGAUAGCAUGAAUCGCUACCGCAACGAAUCGCUCGAUGGACGUGUGUCGGCGAAUGAGAAUAAAAUACCGGAACUGCUGCAAAAAGAGCUGGAUAAGCGUCGGAUUGGAGACAGCAUUACCACCAUUGCAAACAACUUGAAGCGCAACAAUUCGUGGGACAACACAAACCGAUCGAACGGAACGGGCCACGGGGUAAAGUUGGCCUCCCGCAAAGGAUCGGCUGACAGUCGCCAUUCGGAUCCAAGCCAGGCAAGAUCGAGCCAGACCAGGAUUAUAGACCUCACGCAAAUCCCGUAUCAGACGGCUCACUCCGAUGCUGCGUCUCAACCGUACUGGAGACGUUCAGCAUUGGCGAGGGCGACAAGUGCCCAGAAAUCAGGAACGCCAAUGUUUGUCCGGAAAGAGCACAAUUUGCUCGCUAAGAGCAAAUCGACAGAUGAAGAAGGGCUUCUGCCUUUGAGGCGGAACGUGUUCGGUAGCCUGGUAUCGCUUGAUGCCGAAAGCAACAUUUCGCCUUUGUGAAACAGCAUGAUCAGCUAAAUGAUUGCUCAUGCAGAAAGCGAUCAUCAAUCAAUCAGUAAAACGCAACGGAAAGGAAAGUCAUGUGAUAACGUACUGAAGCGCAGGGAUUUAUAAGUAUGAUACAGUGCAAUAGCCAUGAAAUGAAAAGCAGAAAACAUGGAAAAUCUUUCUUCUUUGGAUACGCCACACUUGUAUCUAGUCAAAUAAAUGAUUGAAUAUAGGACCGUUUGCUGUGUUUUAUGUUUCGUAUUUUUGAGAAAAUUAAAUCGAGACUGAAUUGUGAAAAGAAUUUUACCUUCUGCAGACGGCUAGUUUUCGCCAGCUAACGAUCAUUUUAAACCGCCACGCAGAUUCACCACAGCUGUCAAAUCAAACGGAAGAGCCGUCGGUGGUGAAUAAACCUGUGACAACCGGCUAAAAAGGCGGCCAUUUCGUACGAAACUGUAAACAAAAAACUAUACAGCCGCCAUCUGGGAUGUCAUACCUGCCUUCAGCAUCGAAGCCGCUUCACUAUCCGUCGCCGUCGAUUGCAAUCUUCGCAGUGAACCGAAGUAUAAUUUUUGCACCAUCUUCUCGUGUGUAUUGGCGUGUUGCUACAAAUCAACAUCGCAUGAGCUUGCUUUGCGAAAAGCAUUAACGAGUAAAGAAGGUUCCUGGCCAAUACGCGUGUGACCCUCGUUUCGAUCUGCAAGCAACCGAUGUCGGACGAUAUUGCACCGAUAGAGUUGAACGUAGAGCUGCCGAGUGCAAUUGAAGAUAACAAUCGUAGUUAAAAGCAUCGACUGCAACUGAACACCUUGCCGGGGGUGCGUGCGAUAGGAAAAAGUUAGCUCUUUGGGCUGGCGCAGAGAAACGCAUCGUAACCUCAAUCCAUCGUUCGACGCGGGUGCCGAACAACAGCAGGACGACGACGCUAUAAACUUCAG
This is a messenger RNA of Anopheles stephensi (Asian malaria mosquito), 4263 nucleotides long. RefSeq names its product kinesin-like protein KIF12 (gene Klp54D). The transcript is spliced from 14 exons. The record is from RefSeq and is a predicted model, not a curated record. Lineage: Eukaryota; Metazoa; Arthropoda; Insecta; Diptera; Culicidae. Bases 707 to 3337 code for a protein of 876 amino acids. Gene Ontology annotation, biological process: microtubule-based movement. Gene Ontology annotation, molecular function: microtubule motor activity; ATP binding; microtubule binding.